This is a messenger RNA of Salvia miltiorrhiza (redroot sage), 3357 nucleotides long. RefSeq names its product probable disease resistance protein At1g58602. The transcript is spliced from 4 exons. The coding region runs from base 671 to 3169 and encodes 832 amino acids. Gene Ontology annotation, molecular function: ADP binding; protein binding. NCBI's taxonomy places the organism in Eukaryota, Viridiplantae, Streptophyta, Magnoliopsida, Lamiales, Lamiaceae. The record is from RefSeq and is a predicted model, not a curated record. Gene Ontology annotation, biological process: defense response to other organism.
UAUUUAACUACUCCCUCCGUCCCACGAAUCUUGACACGUUUUCAUUUUUGGGCCGUCCCACGAAUCUUGACACGUUUCUAUUUUGGGUAAUAAUUAUUACCUUCUCUCUCUUACUUUAUCACCUUUAUUCCAUUCUCUCUCCUAUUUUAUUAUUUUUAUACUUUAUUAAUUAUACACUUAAAACACUAAUCUACAACUCCUUAAUUCUCGUGUCGAAACCAAACGUAUCAAGAUUCGUGGGACGGAGGGAGGGAGUAUCUUUCAAACUUGUUUUUUAUCCCUACAAAUAUUACGUGUGAAACAAUAAGUCAACACUUCAGCUGGCUCGAGAUAAACUGGUGAUAUUAUUAUUUUAUUAGUAGUUGUUAAAUAUGCACAUUAUUUGGCUUCUUCAACUGGACAUUCAUUAUAAUUAAUCACAACUUUCUAACACCUUGAAUCCCUUAUUCUACUCAAACGAGAUUCACUAUUCAGAGCCCUAAAUCUAAUCACAGUAAACACCGCCGGAUUCUGCCGCCCCGUUGCUCGCUCGGCGCCACCACGUCCUUCUGUCGCCAGCAGCCAAGUUUAUGAUCCCUCCCAACUCUGUUUUGGCUUGUUCAAAGAUAUCAAACUCUACCGUUAUCGAGACGAGCAAAGAUAUAUAAGAAGAGAAUUUGCAAAAAGAAACAUGUCCGUGGCCCUCCUCUUAUCUUUGAUACAGAGGCUGGACAUUAGUUAUUAUCGAGAGAAUGAAACAAAUAGGGAAAUGGAAAGGGUAAUUAAAGAGAUGAGAGAGAUUCUGGAUAUUGUGAGGGAUAAGAAAUUGGAAGAGGGAAGAAGCCUCAAUUUUUUUGUAUCUGACCUUAUCGACAUGGUUGACCAUGCCAUCGACCUUUCCCUACGAAUCCAAGACUACUAUAUAUAUAGGAGAUAUGGGUCCAUCCAUAGUUGGAUCGGAGAGAUCAAAAAGCGCAUGCUGAAACUGGGAGAUGAUGAGUCCAACAUGACAUCAUCAGAAAAUGUUGACGACAACUAUGUGGUGGGCUUGGAGGAAGAUGUGGAAAUGCUGCUUCGCAGAAGCAUUAUUGGUGGGGAAGAUGACAAAAGAUACGUGGAGACUGUUGUUAUCAAAGGGAUGUGUGGUAUUGGAAAGACAACUCUUGCGAGAGAGAUAUACAACCAUCCAACCGUCGUUGCGCGAUUCAAGCGUCGUCGUCUUUGGGUAUCUAACUCUACUGACCUCACUAUUAAAGAGCUACUUAUCAAACUAAUACAACAGGUAGAAGACCCUCAGAAUCUCCAUACAUCUUCGUUAUUGGAGAAUAUGGACAACCGAAGCCUCCGAGAUAUGCUCACCCAACACCUGCAAGGAACACCAUAUUUUAUAGUUCUCGACGACAUGCCCAAACAAAUGCACUUGAAGUCUUUCUUGAAAGCUCUUCCACGAGAAAACAAUGGAAACAGAUUGCUCCUCACGAGUCACAUAACUCAUAGGGACAUAUAUGUACGUGAUGAAGAUGUUCAUCGGAUGAAACCUUUGGAUUCUAAGCAGAGUUGGCAAUUGUUUCUAAAAACAAUAAACCAUGGCAAUAAAUUGACGUGUGACCACAAAUUCCCAAUGAAGUUGGAGCAUAUGGGAAAACAAAUGUUGAGAAAAUGUGGCGGUCUGCCAUUAGCUAUAAAAGAGGUGGGAAAGCAAUUAGCGGAAAAGAAAGUCUCAGGGGAGAGCGAAUGGGAACAACUUCUUGAAUCAGUUGAUUUUGGUUCAACAUUGAAGUUAUUGGAACCAUAUUAUCAGAAAUUGGAUCCCGAUGUCCAAUCUUGUUUCAUGUCUAUGUCUUUCUUUAAAGAAAAUACAACUUUGAGGGCAGAAAAGUUGACACAGAUUUGGGUUGCAGGAGGAGUAGUGGAUGCAGCACAUCAAUGUAAAUUAUAUUUAGAUGGUUUAAUUAAUGAAUCUGUUAUUGAUGUUAAGGGAAAGAGCAAGAAGUAUUGCAUGAAUGUUGUGCUACACAUGCUAUCCGUCCAAAAAGCAGAGGAGAAACUAGGCCUUGAGAUCCUAAGGAACAAUGGAAAUAAUCAGCCCUCUGAGAGUCCUCGUCAUCAUCGUGUUAUCAUUUGUAGCAGAGACAAGUUCAACUACUCCACAGAUCAAGAUAAACAUCUUGUUUCUCUCUUCUUCCAUGGAGGUGGCUACUUGGACGCUAAUCCGUCUUAUUGGAAGAUCUUUGAACAACGACUGAGGAUACUGGACUUGGAAGAUUUUGGGUUGAAGAUUUUACCGGAAACUAUCGGCACAUUGAUGGAAUUAAGAUACUUAGGGUUGAGAAAUAAUUACAUUAAAGAGUUGCCACAGUCGUUGGGGUGCUUGAAAAACCUCGAGGUUCUUGAUAUAGCUCAAAACUUUAUGGUGGAGGUGCCAGAUAUUAUAUGGGAAUUGUGUAGCCUUCGCCACCUCUACAUGUCUGAUGUGACUUGUCUGAAGCCUUUAAAGAUUGAUGCGCUACGGGAUCUACAGACCUUAACUUAUGUCUCAGUUGAUAAUUGGACAUAUGAGCUCUCGGGUUUAAAAGAGUUGAUGUGGCUUAAGAAAUUGGGCAUAGAAGAAUUGGAUGGAAAUUCAAAUGUAACCAAGCUUUUUGUGUCAUUGGCUGUGUUGGAGGGUCUUAAACACCUAAUCUUAAGAGGGUAUCGUUUUAGAAGCAUGCCUUGUUUGGAUGAGCUUGCUAUUCUACAUAGGCUCGAAACACUCAAAUUGGAUGGACUCCUCACCAGGUUAUCAAAUAAUCUCCCUCGAUUUAUUGAAUCAUUGACGUUGGUUAAUAGCUGUCUUGAUGAAGACCCAAUGCCACUACUAGAGAAGCUACCAAAGCUAAAACACCUCAAAUUGCGGAAUGCAUUCACUGGUCAUCAAAUGGUAAUCUUGCACGACGGCUUCCCUCGUCUCGAAGUCCUGAGCAUGGAAGAGUUAUGGAAUCUGAGAAAUGUACAAUGUGGAAAAGGUGCAAUGCAUUGGCUCAAGAAAUUAGAAAUCCAUGAUUGUCCAUAUUUGGAUACCUUCCCAGAAGCGAUUUUGUCGACUUAUCAUAUGAAGGAGAUAAAGAUGGUGACAACCAAAAGGAUUGCAACAAAGAUGAGGAAUUCAGACUUAAUCUCCAAAAUAAAGGUCGUGAAUAUCAAUCCAUGAGCUCGCGCAGUUGUCUACAUUUCUUCCUUUUUUUUUGUUUGGUAGUUGUGUGUUUGAAAUAUUGAUAGUGGAGAAAGGGUCUGAUAUUGAGAGUAUUGUUUAAAUAGAUUGUGGGUAAAUAUUGUAAGUUACAAGGAUAAAAUUGUGAAAGUUAUGUGUGAGGCAGUGUUCAUUUAUCAUAUUCUGCA